Molecule: messenger RNA, 441 nt
Organism: Cyprinus carpio (common carp)
Lineage: Eukaryota; Metazoa; Chordata; Actinopteri; Cypriniformes; Cyprinidae
Product: cysteine and glycine-rich protein 3-like
Exons: 4
Coding region: 1-441 (146 amino acids)
Biological process (GO): muscle tissue development; sarcomere organization; cardiac muscle contraction
Cellular component (GO): nucleus; Z disc; cytoplasm
Molecular function (GO): actinin binding; structural constituent of muscle
Source: RefSeq, a predicted model, not a curated record
AUGCCAAAUUGGGGAGCCAAGUGUGCGGCCUGUGAGAAGACGGUUUACCAUGCUGAGGAGAUCCAGUGCAAUAGCCGGAGCUUCCACAAAACCUGCUUCAUCUGCAUGGAUUGUCAUAAAGGUUUGGACAGCACUACAGUCGCAGCACAAAUUUACUGCAAAUCCUGCUACUGCAAGAAAUAUGGUCCAAAAGGUUAUGGGCAUGGCCAGGGCGCCGGAGCCUUGAGUUCUGACCCCAUCAAUAAUGAAGAACCUCAGCAUCAAGAGCCCAAAGCUCCCAGUCUUGCAUCUGCUAACUCAAACCCAAACAAGUUUGCAAAGAAGUUUGGGAGCACAGAUCGCUGUCCUCACUGCUCUAAAGUGGUUUAUGCAACAGAGAAAGUUAUGGGCGCUGGAAAGCACUUCUGCAAUAUGCUGCUGUCACAGGUCAGCGCUGUGUAA